AAAAAUAAUAUUCUCGCUCUCCAUCUGCUUUCUCUCACCGGAGCUCCUUUUCCUGGUUCCGAAGGAACAAAAGAAAAAAAAGAUGGAAGGAGAUGUGUUUUCAGGGUUUGGUGAGAGACAACACAACAUAGAUGGGAAACUGCUGCAGAGUUUCCAGAAGAGCUUUGUGGAUGUGCAAGACAUUUUGGAUCAGAACCGGCUUUUGAUCAACGAGAUCAAUCAGAACCAUGAGUCCAAACAGCCUGAUAACUUGGGUCGUAACGUUGGUCUGAUCAAAGAGCUCAACAACAAUAUCAGAAGAGUAGCUAGUCUUUACGGUGAUCUCUCUCAUUCUUUUGCAAGAUCAAUGGAUGCUUCAUCUGAAGGUGAGUCUAGUGGAACCUUGAAGUCUGAUGGGAAAGUUAACCAGAAGAGAUUUAGAUCCGGUUAGUUGUAUAAAACCGAGAGAUACCAACAGAAGAAGUUGAUUACAUGCAAAGACUAAGAGCUAAUUGAUUGAAGAGAAAGAAAGAAAGAAAGAACUACUGCAACAUCUCACUGUUGGAAAAUGAUAGCUACAUACUUUUCAUCAAAAGAUGAUUUUCAGAUUAAUUGUUUGUUUGCUUUCCUUUGAAAAAACUUGUUGUAAAUUUCACACAUUUAAGUUUAUGAUUUGGUUUCUCCAUUGUUGCAUUUAUGUGAUUCAAACCCAUGUGAAAUUUACUUUGUUGUAGCUGUUAUUUAAACUUUAAGACGGCUCGUAAUCUAAAUCUAGAAGUCUUAGACGGCACGCUGUUGUAUUGCAUGAGAGAAGGGACGGAACGUAGUUCGCUCUUUCCCGGGCAGAUAUUUAGUUUUUUUUUUAACUGACGUGGAAGCAUCUAGGAGCUUCCCGCAGAACAAAGCGGAUCCCAACUGUCAUUAUAGAA
Molecule: messenger RNA, 908 nt
Organism: Eruca vesicaria subsp. sativa (arugula)
Lineage: Eukaryota; Viridiplantae; Streptophyta; Magnoliopsida; Brassicales; Brassicaceae
Source: the annotation of a GenBank genome assembly